AUGAUACCUUUGAAUUCGGAUUUCUCUUUAUUAUCUUUAAAUGAUAAAAAUUGUUUCAAUGAAACUGAUAAUCAGAUAACUGGUCUACCAGUUGAUCGUCGAAAUAGUCUUUUAGCAACUACAGAAUGUUCUAAUCAUCUUUUUUGGCAAGGUCAGUUACAACUUGCACUACUUAUUAGAGACCAUUGUGUACAUAUACAAGUUCUUCAGGCUCGUUACCUUCAAGUGCCUGUAGAUGAAGGCUAUGGCAUGUUUGUGGAGAUUCGAAUAGCACCGAAGUAUGCGCCUCAGAGCACCACCUAUCAACUUCGUACUAAAUCUGUUCCCGAUUGCACUUCACCGGUUUUCAAUGAAAAGUUCUCCUUUGAAAUCUCACAUGUAACUCAUAGUCAUCGUUUAUACAUAGAGUUAUACUUAAACCAGUCAAAAUUUGGUUAUGAAAAUGCCAUUUUACUUGGAGGAAUGUCUUUUGAUGUUAGAAGAUUGAGAAAAAAGUCCGAAAAAUCUACGGAACUACUAUGUUACCAGGCAGAAAAGUCUGUGAAUUUGUUCAAAUCAUCACUCUCUCAUAACUUACAUUCGCAAAAAUCAAAUUUUGAAUACUUCACUACUGAAAGAUCUUCAAUCAAUAUACCGUCACUGGCGAAUACUGACAAUUUUCCUAAACCACAGUGGUAUUAUUUGCUUGGACAAAGUUCAUGUUAUCGUCGUCAUAUGUCUGUGGCUACAGUACCAAGUUCAUCUAAGUGUGGUAAACCGGAUACAUUCUUAUUUCAAGGGUCCCUCAAAUAUCAUUCGGAGUCCUUGACAUCUGAAGUUACUAAUGUCAUCAUCCCGUCUGAAAGUCUUUCUACAUUAUCUUCUUUACACAUCAGUGACGAACAGAACUCCCCAGCAUCCCAGACAGAAUGUUUUAAACGGUUACAGAUUACAAUCCCAAAAUCGGAAUCAGGUUAUGGUUUUACAUUGGCAACUCAAAUGAUGCUUUUAAUUUCUACCAAUUUGAAAGUACCCCACUUACAUCACCUACAUACCAAAAUUCAUUAUCCAGUGAAAAGUCUAGUGGCCUACCUACUCACCGACUAUUUCGUAUUCAUUCUGUAA
This is a messenger RNA of Heterobilharzia americana, 1104 nucleotides long. NCBI's taxonomy places the organism in Eukaryota, Metazoa, Platyhelminthes, Trematoda, Strigeidida, Schistosomatidae. The record is from the annotation of a GenBank genome assembly.